Molecule: messenger RNA, 540 nt
Organism: Rhipicephalus sanguineus (brown dog tick)
Lineage: Eukaryota; Metazoa; Arthropoda; Arachnida; Ixodida; Ixodidae
Exons: 5
Coding region: 1-540 (179 amino acids)
Biological process (GO): sodium ion transport
Cellular component (GO): membrane
Molecular function (GO): sodium channel activity
Source: RefSeq, a predicted model, not a curated record
AUGCCACUGGCGGUGUUUCUGAGGGAGACCAUCUACGACAUCACGCAGUCAUUCUCUAAGUCAUACGGGCUCAUGGCGGAAGAAGGAGAUGGCACAAAUAUUGUGGGUGAUGCGCUGUUCCAUAUUCUGUGCAGCGUCUACUUCCUCAAGCUGAAGCUCCUCAUGACGUCCCGGAACGUCGAAGUGGUCCACUUCAUCCCGGCACUCACCCUAACGCAGCUGCUGGGAGUGGUGGGCGGUUACAUGGGCUUCUGGAUGGAGCUGUCUACUCUCAAGGUUCUCUGGCGACUUAUCAUGGUGCUUCAGGGCUGCCUGGCGUCAGCGAAUGGCCGGCUAGGGCCUUUGGCUCGAACCCGGGUGCGUUUCACUUCGUGGCUCGUGCUCGUGGUGGUAGCUGGCGCGUGCACUUUGGUGUGCCUGGCCAGCUCGGUGUGGGAUGUUCGUAGCUACAUGCAGUACCGCACGACUGUGCAGUUCGAGCAGCAGCCACUAUCGGGUAUCGCAUUCCCAGCUAUGACGAUCUGCAACGAGAACGGGUAA